This is a messenger RNA of Procambarus clarkii (red swamp crayfish), 2100 nucleotides long. RefSeq names its product mucin-2-like. The record is from RefSeq and is a predicted model, not a curated record. NCBI's taxonomy places the organism in Eukaryota, Metazoa, Arthropoda, Malacostraca, Decapoda, Cambaridae.
AUGCCCACCACCUCGACCAGUGCCCAGACAAGAGUCACCGUGCCCACCACCUCUACCAGUGCCCAGACAAGAGUCACAGUGCCCACUACCCCUACCAGUGCCCAGACAAGAGUCACCAUGCCCACCACCUCUACCAGUGCCCAGACAAGAGUCACAGUGCCCACUACCCCUACCAGUGCCCAGACAAGAGUCACAGUGCCCACUACCCCUACCAGUGCUCAGACAAAAGUCAUUGUGCCCACCACCUCUACCAGUGCCCAGACAAGAAUCACAGUGCCCACUACCCCUACCAGUGCCCAGACAAGAGUCACCAUGCCCACCACCCCUACCAGUGCCCAGACAAGAGUCACCAUGCCCACCACCCCUACCAGUGCCCAGACAAGAGUCACCAUGCCCACCACCCCUACCAGUGCCCAGACAAGAGUCACCAUGCCCACCACCCCUACCAGUGCCCAGACAAGAGUCACAGUGCCCACCACCCCUACCAGUGCCCAGACAAGAGUCACCGUGCCCACCACCUCUACCAGUGCCCAGACAAGAGUCACCAUGCCCACCACCCCUACCAGUGCCCAGACAAGAGUCACCAUGCCCACCACCCCUACCAGUGCCCAGACAAGAGUCACCGUGCCCACUACCCCUACCAGUGCCCAGACAAGAGUCACCAUGCCCACCACCCCUACCAGUGCCCAGACAAGAGUCACCAUGCCCACCACCCCUACCAGUGCCCAGACAAGAGUCACCGUGCCCACCACCUCUACCAGUGCCCAGACAAGAAUCACAGUGCCCACUACCCCUACCAGUGCCCAGACAAGAGUCACCAUGCCCACCACCCCUACCAGUGCCCAGACAAGAGUCACCAUGCCCACCACCCCUACCAGUGCCCAGACAAGAGUCACAGUGCCCACUACCCCUCUACCAGUGCCCAGACAAGAGUCACCGUGCCCACUACCCCUACCAGUGCCCAGACAAGAGUCACAGUGCCCACUACCCCUCUACCAGUGCCCAGACAAGAGUCACCGUGCCCACUACCCCUACCAGUGCCCAGACAAGAGUCACCAUGCCCACCACCCCUACCAGUGCCCAGACAAGAGUCACCGUGCCCACCACCCCUACCAGUGCCCAGACAAGAGUCACCGUGCCCACCACCCCUACCAGUGCCCAGACAAGAGUCACCGUGCCCACCACCCCUACCAGUGCCCAGACAAGAGUCACCGUGCCCACCACCCCUACCAGUGCCCAGACAAGAGUCACCAUGCCCACCACCCCUACCAGUGCCCAGACAAGAGUCACCGUGCCCACCACCUCUACCAGUGCCCAGACAAGAGUCACCGUGCCCACUACCCCUACCAGUGCCCAGACAAGAGUCACAGUGCCCACUACCCCUCUACCAGUGCCCAGACAAGAGUCACCGUGCCCACUACCCCUACCAGUGCCCAGACAAGAGUCACCAUGCCCACCACCCCUACCAGUGCCCAGACAAGAGUCACCAUGCCCACCACCCCUACCAGUGCCCAGACAAGAGUCACCAUGCCCACCACCCCUACCAGUGCCCAGACAAGAGUCACCGUGCCCACCACCUCUACCAGUGCCCAGACAAGAGUCACCGUGCCCACUACCCCUACCAGUGCCCAGACAAGAGUCACCGUGCCCACUACCCCUACCAGUGCCCAGACAAGAGUCACCAUGCCCACCACCCCUACCAGUGCCCAGACAAGAGUCACCGUGCCCACCACCUCUACCAGUGCCCAGACAAGAGUCACCGUGCCCACUACCCCUACCAGUGCCCAGACAAGAGUCACCAUGCCCACCACCCCUACCAGUGCCCAGACAAGAGUCACCGUGCCCACCACCUCUACCAGUGCCCAGACAAGAGUCACCGUGCCCACCACCUCUACCAGUGCCCAGACAAGAGCCACCGUGCCCACUACCCCUCUACCAGUGCCCAGACAAGAGCCACCGUGCCCACUACCCCUACCAGUGCCCAGACAAGAGUCACCGUGCCCACUACCCCCUACCAUUGGCGUUACAGCCAAGAGUUUCCGCGGACAGUUUAUGAUCAUAAGCAUUUCCACACCUAUCGCUCGCCUGCCCUCCUAUUAG